Messenger RNA from Rhinocladiella mackenziei CBS 650.93, 2583 nucleotides. RefSeq lists its product as uncharacterized. Gene Ontology annotation, molecular function: magnesium ion transmembrane transporter activity. Gene Ontology annotation, biological process: magnesium ion transport. Bases 1 to 2583 code for a protein of 860 amino acids. The transcript has 2 exons. The record is from RefSeq and is a predicted model, not a curated record. Lineage: Eukaryota; Fungi; Ascomycota; Eurotiomycetes; Chaetothyriales; Herpotrichiellaceae. Gene Ontology annotation, cellular component: membrane.
AUGGACACUAUUCCUCCCCAGUUAUGGACAGUUGCUCAUACGCUGGUGACUCGCAAUGAAACGAGUACGAAUUCAACCGCCUCCGAUUCAACCACCGAGUCCAGUCGGCCACCUGUGUACAAAGCGAUCGGCAUCACUCUUGCUGUCCUGUCAGGUCUGUUCAUCGGUGUAUCCUUCGUUUUGAAGAAGGUCGGACUUCUGAAGGCCAACGUAAAAUUCAAUGAGGAAGCGGGCGAAGGUUAUGGCUACCUGAAAAACUGGUAUUGGUGGGGUGGAAUGACCCUCAUGAUCAUUGGCGAAAUAUGCAACUUUGUUGCCUAUGCCUUCGUGGAUGCCAUCCUUGUCACACCUCUCGGUGCGCUGAGCGUUGUAGUUACAACAAUUCUCUCCGCCAUCUUUCUGAAGGAGCGUCUGAGUUUUGUUGGCAAAGUGGGCUGUUUCAACUGUAUCAUUGGGAGCAUUGUUAUCGUUCUCAAUGCUCCUGAGCAAAGCGCCGUUGCAGACAUUCAAGAAAUGCAGGAUUUCGUCAUCUCACCGGGCUUUCUGACCUAUGCUGGUGUCAUCAUUGUUGCGUGUACCUUUGUGGCUCUUUGGGCUGGCCCAAGGUAUGGGAAGAAGAGCAUGCUAGUAUACCUCAGUAUAUGCAGCUUGAUUGGCGGUUUGAGCGUCGUUGCCACUCAAGGCCUUGGGAGCGCAGUGGUUGCUCAAGCUUCUGGUGAACCCCAAUUCAAUCAGUGGUUCCUCUACGUCCUCUUGGUCUUUGUCGUUGCGACGCUAUUGACCGAAAUCAUAUACCUGAACAAAGCCUUGAACAUCUUCAAUGCGGCCCUGGUAACCCCGACCUAUUAUGUCAUCUUCACAAGCGCCACAAUCAUCACAUCUACCGUUCUCUUCCGAGGAUUCAAGGGGACCGCUGUCACGAUUACAACCGUCAUCAUGGGCUUUCUGCAAAUAUGUGCUGGUGUCGUGCUCUUGCAAAUGUCCAAGUCAGCCAAAGAUGUGCCCGAUGCCGCUGUCUUCAGGGGGGAUCUGAACCAGGUCAGGGAGAUCGCGGAGGUUGAACAGCCGGAGAGUGAGCCGAAGGCCGAUGCCAUUCGUGGCACAGCAGCCUUGAUCAGGAGAAUAUCUGUUUCACGGCAGAAGAUGGAACAAGAGGAGGCCAGAAGGUUCCGUGAAGACAAGAUGAAAGAUCAGCUGGAGCCUCUUCGCGAAAAUGAAAUUGUGGAAUGGGAUGGCCUUCGACGAAGAAAAACAGUCAUUGGUCAACCAGGUUCACCGGCUGCGCGGAGGAAGACUGUACAUCCUCCCUUGGGAAUGUCGCAUUUUCCUGACCCGAACGAAGAGGACAACGAACAAGGAACACCGGGACUCUUCGAAAGCCUGCGCAACCGUGCACAAAGCGUCAUCCGUCAUUCAACUCCCCACCCUCCACAUGAUGCGCCAGCUGAUGGUGUACGAAGUCCUGUACAUCCUCUUGCCUUGACCGAUAUCAAAGUUCAUGCCUCCAAGGCUGAAUCACCUAUCGUGCCUUACGGCCCUGGAAGCCUUGAGGAUGCUCAGGAACGGAUCUACGGCCUCCCUCCUGGAAAACGGAAGGAAGAGGACAGAAAGGUGGGAGUUGCGGCCGCUCAACCCUCGCCCAGAUCAAAGCCUCUACCAGCAAAACCAUCUCUGUCGCCGUGGUUAAAACCACCCCGAGAAGCUAGACGACAGUUCUCCUUCACUAAUUUCCUCCGCCCGAGCUCCCGCACCCCCGACAUCGAUCACAACAACGCUUCUAGACCAAUUCCCCAGGGCAGAACAAGCAGUGCCAGUCAUGAGCAAAAGCGUGCGAUGAAAAAUGCUUCGGAGGAGGAAAGAUUGGGUCUUGUCAAGGGUGAUUCCCACCUUGCAUUGCUGCAGCGUGAAUCGUCUCGUUCUCCUGAGCGCCCACAUGAGCCCGCACCUAAUAUCCACCCGAGUUCGCAUUCGCAAUCUACUUCCUUUUCUAGCGUUGAUGAUUACUAUCGUCACCAACACCCUUCUCCUUCUCGACGUUCUCAGUCAGAUUCUGACGAGGAUGAUGGUUGGCAGAUGACGAGCCCGCCGAACGAAGCAAUGUCGGAUUCACCGAUUCGAGAUCCGGCACCCGUGACAGUAAGCAGUCGACGAAGGCCCAGUCCCCCGAGGAUAUACGAGCCUCCUUCAGUCACGAGGAAUCCGCCCCUGAGCCAGAACGCGUUUCCUGGCACGAUGGUGGGAGGAGGACUGACACAGGCCAGAGCCACGCCAGUAGCGUGGGACCAUUCCCCGAAUUCAUCGACGAACCAGCUCCAGAGCCGCAAUCAGAAUCCAGGCCCUGGUUCGCGCCAGGAAGGUGGAGGGCGUCACCAAGUUCAAGCCUCGACGGACGCAGAACUGAUGGACAAUGAGACGGUUCAUUCAAUAACGCAGACAGAAGGUCUAGAGGAGUACGAAUCAAGCCGCAAACGCUUUGAAGAGCAAAGUAAAAGAGAAAGGGAAGAGAGGAGGCUCAGAGCCACAGGUCGACGCCAGAGUUGGAAGCCCGAUGCUCCAGAAGGAGGUGGAGGCAGUUUUAUCUGA